AUGAACUUCGACAAAUUCGGCUUCGGCAAGUUUAAUCUACUAUCCAACUACCUGCCUGCGGAGGCAGACUGGGGCAUCGAGGAGCCCAUCGUGCCUCCUAGACCUCGGUUUAACUCCACAUCCACAUCCGAGUAUAGUCAUUCCCGUCGACUUAGAGAAUAUUCCGUCAGAACUCCAUCAUUUGCAACAUCAUCGUACUGUGCUAGCGCUGCGGCGCAUAAGGCGCUUCCUUCGACGACGGAGAGCUUUCAUAAGUUCAUCAAGAAGUACUUGAGCUUGGAACAUAAGGGUACAGCCAUUGUGGAGCGGUUCAAGUAUAACUUGGUGGUUUCGAAUCUUCUCGAUGCGUCAAUGGUGCUUUCCAAGAACGAACAGGCCCUUAAUAACCUUGUCCAGAUUAGAAACGAGGUGGACUCGACGUUGCAUGUUAAAUUGGCCAAAGAGUUCUCUUUUGACGGAACUACCCUUGAGGUCAUCAACAAGCAGUACAGGCUUUCCUUUCCCUCAGAAUACAGCAAUCCGCUUCUCCUUCUCAAUAUCAUAUCUUUGAUUAUCUUUUUGUUGAAGCAGAACUUCCACAUCAGAUCGCAUGUUCCUUAUGCUGGAAGAAUAACCAUGUUCAAGAUAUUGCUCAUUAUGGCCACCAGAAUUGUCAAGUGUAAACGAGCAAAGACUACGCUUACGGCGUCGAGGAGUUUGCGUAGCUUGGAUGAUUUUAUGAUCUCCAAUUGCAGGGUUAACAAAGCCUUGAUCACCAGCAUGAUCUCAUUGAAAGAGUUCGAGAUGUUUGCCUUUAUGAACAAGACUUCAAACACCGAUUCAGCUACAAAAUACUCCGAUGAGUUGAAAAACCACCUCAAUAUGCUCUUGACAUGUCUUUCCCUUAAUAUCCGUCAUUCAGUGAGCACCUUAUUGCCAAUGUGCAAUGGCCUGCUUUUGGAGCAGUACUGUGAAAUCAACAAUGUUCAGAUGACCCAUGUUUUUGAAGAGAUUGUUGAUCACCCCGAGGAACAGCAUACGUUGGAGAGUCUAAAGGAAAAGCUCAAUGCUUUUAAUAAUCUCAGACGUUUUUUCAUUUGUCAGCUUUUAACUAUUCAUGAUUCUCCUCAACGCAACUUCUUUAUGCUUAAGCUUUAUGAUGCUUUCCAUAUUGAUGAUGCAGAGGUCUUCCAACUAAACAUUACUGAUAGACUUACCAAGUUGGAGCACAUAUUCGAAAACCAUACGAAAACCCUCGACCAACUUCUCGCAUUAAACGAGAAAUUCAAAUUGUUGAAGAAAUCGGCCCCGUCUACUGACUAUGCAAAUGAUGAUGUCCUUUCUCGAGCUAAAGCGCCCGUUGAACGCAGAGAUGAUGAGCUCUUCUUAAUGGAUUCUGAACUCAAUCUUCGAAACUUGAUAAAUAAAUUGUCCAGUGUCACGACAAGUUUGCUGUACUUCAAGAAGUACAGUCAGUCGAUUUCUGACGUCAAUGAUUCUGAGGAAUACGAAGAGAAAAUGUCCAUAUUUUCACUGUUCCAAAGUGAGCUCAGGGGCUGCUUGGACUUAUACAACAUUUGUAAGAGUGAUUAUGAGGGUGAUUAUUCCCGCAAGUUUAGACCUCCGUCGCAAACAUCAAGUGCUUCAACGUCUCAGCGUAACUCGCUUAACAGCAACGAGCAAUUCAAUCCAAAAUCUUUCCAAACAGGUUCUUCUGGCUCGAUGAAGAAGCGCUAUUCUUUGCCAUCAAAUGGUGAAGGCCCUCGGUCCGAAUAUAAAUCGGGUUCCACAAAAAAUGGCUCUCUGGAUAAGAGGUAUAAACGACUCUCGACCGGAUUGCAGCUUGGCUUACUUACAGUGUUCGAGGAGCCCACCAAGAAGGAUGAUAUCGCUUCCGAGCCUUCUAAUAAAGACGAAGUGAAGAGUAAUGAUCUUGUUUCUCCUAGGGGCAGCUACGCUAACACUUCUCCCCCUUCGAACUAUGACAAUUUCAACCAGGCAGCACUAGAUGCGCUUACACGACGAAAGACAAAUCGACAUUCCGUAGGGAGGUUCUCUGUGAACUCUCUUAAUUCAAACAUAUCCGGAAUCACAGAUUUAAUUGCAUCAACCCAGGGGACAGGGGACGAAGAUGAAGGUGAAAUUUCCAAAGCAAGUCUACUAAGUGGACCUAUGCCGCCAGGAAUAUCCAAGGAGGAGCUAAAGAAGAAGCUAGAAGAGAGCUUUACCCGAAUAUACAGCUUGGAAAGCGAAAAUAACGAACUAAAGAAAAGUCUGCUCGACGCUCCUGGUGAGCGAAGUGAUACAGAUGACUUUCUAGAACUGGAUAGCAUGUCUAAGCGAACGGUGGAUCCAUCUUUCAUGGCUAAUUUGGAGAAAACCUUGAACCAGAAUGCCACCGCAAGCUAG
This is a messenger RNA of Candidozyma haemuli, 2388 nucleotides long. RefSeq lists its product as uncharacterized. The record is from RefSeq and is a predicted model, not a curated record. Gene Ontology annotation, molecular function: myosin binding. NCBI's taxonomy places the organism in Eukaryota, Fungi, Ascomycota, Pichiomycetes, Serinales, Metschnikowiaceae. The coding region runs from base 1 to 2388 and encodes 795 amino acids. The transcript has a single exon.